UGCUACACACAACACAUAUUUUAAGUUUUUCGAAAACUCUCUUAACUUUCAAACUCUAAAUUAUCGUAGUUAAGACGUUGAUGGAUGGAAAUGCCAUUGAAGGGCAUUCUUGGUAUCUUGGCCACCGCCGGCUCCUUUUUCGCUUUGGGCGCCUACUAUCAGCACAUUGAUGUGAUGCGGAAUAUCCGACGAUUGGAGCAGCGCAACCCACAUGCCUACUUUAUCCGAAGGAAGCUGUACGGAUUGCUGGGAAUCUUCACUGUAAGAGCCGACAGUAAGGAGUUCAAUGUUGAACCCGACGACUGUCACAAGUUGGGCGGUAUCAUGAAGUAUGGCUUUCCCAGCACAAAUGAUAUUAGUCUGAAUGAGACCUUUGACUUUGUGACCUCAUUCGAUCGACGAAACUCGGCCGUUCAGUGGAUGUGUGAGAGGGUGGAUAUAUCGAAUCGAGUAAUCUAUGGCGAUCCUUCUUCUAUGACUCCAGUUGGAGCUUUCAGCCAGUCAGAGGCAUCCAGAGUAUUUUUCCUAUCCAACAUAAAACCUUUUAUAAAAAGAGGGUUUAAUCUCACAGUUUGGAAUCGAUUGCUUCAGUAUGUCUCUGAGAUGAGUCAAAGACAUGGAACCGUUUAUGUUUACACCGGAUCCAUUUAUUUACCCCAUGAGAUGAAGUCAAAUAGUUGGUUUCUGGAGUUCCAAACGGAGGAAAGAACUAUGGUGGCUGUGCCGACGCAUUUCUUCAAGGUCCUGGUCAUCGACCCUAAGUUCGAGAUGGAUGCCACGCCGUAUGCGGAGGCCUAUGUGAUGCCCAACACUCCGUUGAACAACAAUGUCGAUCUGAAGACGCUACUCAGCGAUAUCCGGGAGAUAGAAAAUGCUACAGGUCUACAAUUUUUCGAGGGACUCGACCGCAACUUUAUCAACACACAAGUAACCAGCUCAACAAGCAAUCCAGUCCUUGCUCCUGUAACAAAUUCUGUGAAUAAUCCAGUAACCAGUUCAUUAGUCAAUCAUAGUGCCAUGUCAUCACGUGAUUCGACUAAGUAAUACAAAAUAAAUAACUUAAAUUAAGAGAGAGAGAGAGAGUUUAAUAGAAUAUAUAAUUAAAAUGUCAUUUUGAUGUUAUAUAUUUAAUUAACGAUAUUUCUUAUUAGAAUUGUGAAUAAAAUUACGUUUGGAAAA
This is a messenger RNA of Drosophila rhopaloa, 1179 nucleotides long. It is a transcript of the gene Tengl1, whose product is annotated as endonuclease G, mitochondrial. Gene Ontology annotation, cellular component: nucleus; mitochondrial inner membrane. The transcript has 2 exons. Lineage: Eukaryota; Metazoa; Arthropoda; Insecta; Diptera; Drosophilidae. Gene Ontology annotation, molecular function: single-stranded DNA endonuclease activity; metal ion binding; nucleic acid binding. Bases 85 to 1044 code for a protein of 319 amino acids. Gene Ontology annotation, biological process: apoptotic DNA fragmentation. The record is from RefSeq and is a predicted model, not a curated record.